Molecule: messenger RNA, 439 nt
Organism: Prorocentrum cordatum
Lineage: Eukaryota; Dinophyceae; Prorocentrales; Prorocentraceae
Source: the annotation of a GenBank genome assembly
GAGGACGAGGAGGAGAAGAAGAGGACGAGGAGGACGGCGAAGACGAGGUAGCCCCCUUCGAGGAGGAGGCGCUGCGUGCGGCGCGCGGGUGACACCCCGCCCGAAGCUUCUCGGGGAGCGGGAAUGCACCCACCGUCUAGAUACAGCCGAAGCGCGGGUGCCGCCGGGAGACGCUAACUUUGGCAAUCCCGUGAGGAGUUUGGACGAGGCUGCGCAUCCUCCACCUCGUUCGCAUCAUCCCUCCUCCCUCAUCAGAAGAGAACGCUGCUGCAUUACGACGGCGUUGAAGGAUGAGGUGAGCAAGGUUAGAACAAACAUACUCUGGCAGCCAGCCCCUGAGACGGCACUGCAGGCCCUCGAAGGGCGACGGCCCAGGAAGGGGAAGAGCAUGGAGGCGGGCACGCAGCUGUCUCUGGAACGCGGCAAGCUGCAACUCUAA